AUGCUAUUAGAAGCCCAAAAGUUAAGUGAAGAAGGAGAAACGGUUUUUAUUGAUACUUAUUAUGAUAAAUUAUUAUAUUAUUAUAUUGAUAAGUAUUGUAUGCGUUGGCUAAUUUCACCUUCGGACCGAUAUUUUCCGGCUAUGAAGCAAAUUGCCGAAAUCGAUAAGGAUGUUCUGCCCGAUGCGGAUGUGGUGGUUUUUUUCGAAAUUAAUCACCACGACUGGUUAGAGUUUUUAAAAGCACGAAGUCGUCCUACUGACCAGGACGAGGAUUUUAUGAAAAAUUUCGAAACCCAAAAAUUUCUCUUGGAAGCAACCCAAAAAUUAUGUGCUGAAAAAGGGAUAGAACUAAUUAUUUUUCCGCAAGACAAUUCUUCGAUUAAAGAUUCAGCGUUAAACUUAAAAAGCCUUUUAGAGGAUAAAUUAGCGAUGGGCGAAGACUGUUUAUCGGCUCUAAGACGAGAAGUUAAAGAAGAAACUAAUUUGGAAAUCAUAACCAUAAAUAAUUUAUUAAUCAAGUGGUUUAAUGUUUCGAUUUACCAAGUGGAAGCAAGGGGAGAACCAAAAGUUAUGGAACCUAACAAAUGGCCUAGCGGCAAGGCACCUGGUUUGGGACCAGGGGAUCUUAGGCGUUUAGAACCACGCGGAAUAAGCGAGGAACAAUUAUUAGUUAUUAAAGAAAAGUUAAUUAGACAAAAAGAACUAAUUGCCAAAGUUAAUAAUUUACGCUCAAAGCGAAACCAGUUAAGCCAGGAAGGUCAAAAAAACGCCGAACAAGUCAAGAAAAUUAAAGAGGGAAUUGCCUUAUAUGAAAAAGAGUUGAACGAUUUAGAAAAAGAGUUGAACGAGUUAACUAGUCAACUUCCUAAUCUUCCUGCCCUUGAUACUCCGACUAAUAAAGAGGGUAAUAGAAUCAUUGACAAAACAGAGUAUCAACAUGAUAUCAAACAUGAAUUAACUCACGAAGCAAUAUUAAAAAAGUUAGCGAUAAUUGACGAAGAAAAAAGCCUACUUCUUUCCGGCAGUAAAUUUGCGGUUUAUCAAGGCUUCGGUAGUCACUUAUUACAUGCCCUAAUUAAUUUCAUGCGGUUCGAAAAUAGCAAACGCGGUUAUCGUUUAUUCGAUACUCCUUAUUUAGUCCAGGCUGGUAAUCUCUAUAAUACCGGACAAUUCCACAAAUUUCAAGAUAAUCUUUAUAAAUUGGAGGAGAACAAUUUUUACCUACUUCCCACCGCUGAAGUAAGUUUGGUUAAUCUUUAUCAGAAGCAAAUAUUAACCGAAGGAGACUUGCCUUUGAAUUUAUGUGCUUAUAGUCCUUGUUUUCGAGCCGAAAGAAUGGCCGCCGGGCAAGAAAAUAAAGGUUUAAUUCGUUUACACCAAUUUCAUAAAGUAGAAUUAGUCAAAAUAGUUAAACCCGAAAAUUCUUAUGCGGAAUUAGAAAAAUUAUUAGCCGAUGCCCGCCAUAUUCUCCACUUGUUAAAAAUUCCCCACCGAGUAAUUGAACUUUGUCAUAAGGAAUUAGGAUUUACCGCCGCUAAAACUUAUGACAUUGAAGUUUGA
Molecule: messenger RNA, 1560 nt
Organism: Entrophospora sp. SA101
Lineage: Eukaryota; Fungi; Glomeromycota; Glomeromycetes; Entrophosporales; Entrophosporaceae
Source: the annotation of a GenBank genome assembly